Hippocampus comes (tiger tail seahorse) is the source of this 4583-nucleotide messenger RNA. RefSeq names its product dynein axonemal assembly factor 9 (gene dnaaf9). Lineage: Eukaryota; Metazoa; Chordata; Actinopteri; Syngnathiformes; Syngnathidae. The transcript has 37 exons. The coding region runs from base 458 to 3874 and encodes 1138 amino acids. The record is from RefSeq and is a predicted model, not a curated record.
UAAGCGGUGCUCACGCCAGUUUCCUAUAUGGCUUGAAGUAUUUGAAAAAUGAAAUUCCUCAAAGAAAAAAAAAACCUGAUAUGGCGCAGAGAUUGCGCCAUCAUCACAGUGAUGCUGUCAAAAUGACCCAAAACAUGGCACGACCACAGCUCUGAAGCACGGGGGGAACAACUAUCUGCCAAAUUUAGAUAUACUCAUCCUUUUUGAGAUAUUUAGGGGGUAAAAAAAAAAUCAUACAACAUAUUACAUUUUCAAAAGUAACAAUAACCGACGGAAAAUAUCGUAAACGUUGCCCUAGAUAUUUUUGUCCCUCCCUGUCGCUGUCCAAUGGUUCAUUGGUUCGCUCCGUUGCUAUGCUAAGUGUAUUGUAGACGUUCUCUUUGGUGAUGGAGAAAAAUGCCGCCGGCGCACCGCUUUUGACGAUAUAAAAACGUCUCACUGCGACGGCAACAAAACCAUGGCCGGGAUACGACGAGCAACCGGCAAAUAUUCGGGAGUCAACCCGGCCGUCAGUUGCUGCCGCCUGCGCCAGGUUCAGUCUCUGCUCGGCGUCGAUGAUACUUUGAGUCGUGAUGGAAUCCUGUGUUCUCUCGGAAUCGACAGCAGGUACAACGAAGGCUGCGCGGAGCUGGCUAAAUACCUCUUCUACGGACUCUAUGGAAGAAGUCCCAUCAACGUGGAGCAUCCCUUGGACGCGUGUCCAGAGGAUAUGCUGGACGACGUGAUCCUUCUAAUCAAGGCCGAGUGCGUUCACCUCUACUGCAACCCGCUCAAUUUAGGCUACCUGCUACCGUACGUCUCCCACUGGAGGAACCUGCACCUCCACUGCAUGACCGAAGCUGAGUAUGAAGACGAAGAGGCGGCGGAGGAGUUCAAGAUCUCCAGUUUUGUCACCAUGGUGCAGGACUGCCAUCGUAUCGGUGUGCCCUACAGCUCCCUGGGCCACGUGCAAAAGUUUGACAUUUUCACGGUGGAAAAGUGGCCCCUCAUCCAAGCUUACGCCCUGGAGGGCAUUGGCGGCGGAAGCUUUUUCACCAUGAAAUACAAGUUGUCGGACAUGAGUGAGCGACUGUGGCGGCUUUACAGCAGACUGGACUCCGUGUCCCUGGACCGACUCUUGGCCGAGGAUUUGAGAAGCUUUGAGAGGCAGUGGAGUGGCUUCUUCUCCCGCAUGGAGCUGGAGAGCCACCUGUCCAUCCUGGAGCUGUCCGAGGCUGAGGCUGGAGAGGCCUUCCGCACGUAUUUCUCCCAUGGGCUGAUCGCGAGCAACCUCGCAGACAACAGUAAAGAUCGUCAGCCCCUGGUGUUGUUUGGUGCGCACUCGUCCUCAGAGGACAUGGACAGCUACUCCUUCAACUUUGCUUCGGAGAGUCACCAAGUCGGCAACACGGGACCUGGAGGCUCCCUGGCAAGUCACAUGAUUUUGCAGUGCGCUGCUGCCCGAGGACACUUGGCCUGCUCUCGGACCUAUUUCUUUGGAACCACGCACACCCCCUUCCUUGGGAGUCAACAUCCAAAGGCGCACAAAAGUGAAGUCUUGUUCUUGUCUCGCGUGUACUCGGCGGCCGUUCAAGCCGUUCUCGGAGCAAUUAAAUGCUUCUCCGGCACGUCCAGUGCCACCAAGGCGAAAGACGUCGCAGAGCACACCUUCCUGGCAUCGUUGGACUCGUUGAAUUUAAGCGCAUACCGCAGUAUUCUCAGGUCCAAAUGUGAAUUCAACAUUCAAGCAGCUGAUAAGCAGGGAAGGCUCCUUCCGCUGACCGAUACCGCGAGCCGCUUUGUCGUCAAGACAGCUUCCAUGACUGUCCGGGACGUGCCGGAUCCGCGGGGUCACGGGGGCACCCUGGGCUCCGUGGUCUUCUCCGAAGCGUUCCUCGACUCCAGCAUUAGCAUUCAACACAAAGAUGGCGCCGUGACAGCAGACAGCUGCUACACCGUCCUGACCGCCACCGUGCCUCGCUACGCCUGCUGGAUGAUGGAAUCUGAUGUCAAGCAGUCCGAGCUGGCCCAGCAAUUCACAAAGAAUGAGGAAGACUCCUGCUUGGGUCGCGCUCUGACCAACGCCGAUGACGCGUACGUGAUAUCCGGCAGCCACCUCUCGGCGCCCGAAGAUGGCAAGAUGGCCUUCUUCUCCGGGGGGCUUCUGUUUGUCCACUCGCAAUACGGAAGCAUCGCUCUCUCCCAGGAACACAUCGCCGCCCUGGCGUUCUACGAUCCGGACCCCGACGGUGUCGCGUCGCUCUUUGUGGACUACGAGAGCGCACUGCUGCCCCACUUGCCCUUCCCCCUCCACAGCGAAGACCAUUGCCUGGUCUUCGCCCUGCGGCCCAGGUCCAAAAGCUACCGGGGCUUCUAUUCCAAGGUUUUGCCGGUGUGGCAAAGGGCUGAAAGUGGGCUCGCUCUGCGCUUGGUGGACCAGGAUCAGCUGACGUGGCACCACAAAAACAUGCACAGCAGGCUGCAGCAGCGGCACGACGGUCAGGAGCCUCCGGUGGCCAAACGCAGAGGCACAUUGAGCACGUUGCAGUCGCACCUCCCAGAGCAAGACGUGUUUCUGCAGCAUUUUUCCCUGAGUAGCAUCGGCGAGGCGCCCAUACUGUCCGACCACUUGGGGGCGCUCUUCCCCUCCGCAGAACUGAGCGUGGGCUCGGCCAACAUGGGGGACAAGGUUGUCGUCACGGUCAUUAGCGGCCUGCCAGGAAGCCACAAGGAGACACUCUGCCACUUCCUGGUGCGCCUCAACAAAGAGUACGGAAGAUGGUUGGUGUAUCCUCCCGCUGCGGACGCCUGCGAUGGCGCCUUCUCGGCCUCCCACCUGCAGGAUUUUUUGUCCGACGUCUCCGCAAACCAGAAGAGGAGGACGGCAGGAAAGGUGCGCCUCCUGGUCCUCUCACCCGGAUACACGGAUGUUCUGGACGUUGUCCAGGCCGUGCUUCAACACCCGGACUCUGCUGUCCGGGUCCGGUUCAUCAUUGGCGCCGUCACCGCCUGCGUGGAUCCGCUCGCCUCCUGCAUGGAGCACAGGUUUGCUUUUCCAAAGCUGCUGGAGCAGUGCAGCCAAGGUAUCGUCAGCGCGGUGGUGUUCACCGGGGCCGCGGCAGACCAGACGCAUCCGCUGGCGCAGCACGUUCAGCAGGCGGUACGCGCCGCCAACCCCACCGCCGCCUUCAUCUCGGCGGCAAGAGGGGCCGUCACGAGGAAUGAAGACGUCAAGCUGAUUUUGUCGCCGAGCAGCUUCAGCCGACCUCAGAUGCUGCGGGCGCGUUACGUGCUCUACCCUGGCUGGUGCAAUGGGCGCUUCCUCACCGGUUCGGGGUCUUUGGUCCUCAGCCGACAUCGCCUGGCCUUCAGCCGGCCCCUGGAGAGGCCCCUGUUUGUCGCCCGCUGCGCAGCGUUCAAGGCGUCGCUAAGGCCGAGUCCCUUCAGCGGAAAUGUUUACAACGUGUGGGGAAAAAUCAGGUUUUCGGACUCGCCGCACGUGAUGGCGGUGAGCUACAGCGCGGUGAGCGGCGACCUCCGCGCGGUCCCGGAACAAACGGCCCGGCCCGAGAGGGAUGUCUCCUGCUUCCUGGUCUUUGACGGCGUCGGCCUGACCGAGGAUGCGCUCGAGGACUGGCUCAGGCUGUGCACCAAGCAGGUGUCGACCGAGAAGACUCAAAAGACCGAAAUGACGCUUUCGCCCCAAGAAAUGAAGAGCAUUCACACGAGCCGACAUCUGGAGCGGCUGCCGCCGGGAUUCAUCAACAACGGCUAUCAAUACAUGGACGCGUUUGGAGAGAAGCGAGAGCGCCAUCCAAACAUGCGUCGGUUUGCCGGAGAGGACGCGGCCGAGGCCAACGAACGCAUCGAGAUGUUCAACCGCCGGCCUCUUUGAUCCCUGAAAGUGAGAUCAGCCACCGCCGGUUGGGGGGCAAGGGGGCACACGGGACUCCUUUUGUUUUUCAAGUUGAAGGUGAGCUCGUCGCAGACGUUCUUUGGAUGCAGUCGGGCUUCGCUGUCCCGUGCCCGCCAUCUUGGCGGCCUCGCACGAACCCAAAGGAAAUGUCGUCCCGCGCCUUUUGCGCACCUGUCCGAUGUAAACAACAAAACGUUACGGCCGCCGCCGCCACGCCAAGGACAAUAGCGCCGCGUUAUUUUAAGAGUCCCCUGCCGCGAAGCUAAUGAAAGUGCAAUUAAGCGCGCGCGGGUCCCCCGCCACUGCAGAACAGCUGAGGACCGUCUCACGUGUCGGCCGCAAUCUUCUGCCUGCAUCACCGUCCCCCCCCCUUUUUUUUUUUUUUUUUUUCCACUCAUGGUUACGAGGAAGGAAGCCAGAGAUAGAUGCAAGAUGAGUGAUGAGUGAGUCUUGCACAUGUGAACGAACGCAUUCCAGCUUUUUGGGUUGUUGUUGGGUUUUUUUUUUCAAUCUUUUUCAGGUUGGAACAGGGCUUUCCAAACUUGUUCCUAUACUGGGAAAAAAACCAAAAACAAAGAUCGUAAGGGCCACUUUGACCUUCUUCCCUUUUAAUUGAGUAAACACUCUAAAACAUGGGAUGUCCAAACGACGGCCCGGGGGCCAUUUGCAACCCCCCCCCCCCCAACAA